UCAAAGUGUGUGUUUAUAAAAGCUCUAGCAAGACAAAGCAAGUAUGGACAUGUAGAUUGCACCAUAAUAACUCCCCCUCCAAUCCAGAACCAACAAAAGCACCACCAACUUUAGAGCUUCGAAGGUUUUCUGUGUUUCCUUGUAUUGCUCCAAUGGAGGAAGAAUCGAGAGAAUUUACAGAAGCAGAAGCCACCCACAACAUGGAAGGAGAAGCAGAUGAAGAAGAGAUAGACCCAGAAAGCAAUCCACUAAACGAGCUACUCCUCAAGAGAAGUAGGACGAUUUCCUCCAAUCCACUCGCCAUGGUUGGAGCCAAAGUUUCCCAUAUAGAGAGCUUGGACUAUGAGAUCAAUGAGAAUGAUCUGUUCAAGCAUGACUGGAGAAGCAGAUCCAAAAUCCAAGUAUUGCAGUAUAUAUUCUUGAAAUGGGCAUUGGCAUUUCUUGUUGGACUUCUCACUGGUUUAAUUGCUACCCUCAUCAAUCUUGCCAUUGAGAACAUUGCUGGCUUCAAGCUUCUUGCAGUUGUUCACUUAGUUCAGAAGAAAAGGUUUUUUAUGGGAUUUAUCUAUUUCACGGGGGCUAAUUUUCUUCUGACUAUGUCUGCUGCUGUUUUAUGCGUCUGUUUUGCACCAACUGCAGCUGGGCCUGGGAUACCUGAAAUCAAAGCUUAUCUUAAUGGAGUGGACACUCCCAACAUGUUUGGCGCUGCAACGUUGAUCGUCAAGAUAGUUGGUAGCAUAGGAGCUGUCUCGGCUGGAUUAGAUCUGGGAAAAGAAGGGCCGUUGGUACACAUUGGCUGCUGCGUUGCUUCCUUACUAGGCCAAGGCGGGCCUAACAAUUACAGGCUUAAAGGGCGCUGGAUUCACUACUUCGACAACGACAGGGACCGCCGUGAUCUUAUUACCAGUGGUGCGUCCUCUGGAGUUUGUGCAGCUUUCCGAGCUCCAGUGGGUGGUGUUCUCUUUUCUCUUGAAGAGGUUGCUACAUGGUGGAGGAGUGCUCUCCUCUGGAGAACAUUCUUCAGCACGGCGGUUGUGGUGGUGGUGCUCAGGGCUUUUAUUGAAAUAUGCAGUACUGGGGAAUGUGGACUUUUCGGGACAGGAGGGCUUAUCAUGUUUGAUGUGAGCAAUGUUACUGUAAGGUAUCAGGUGAUGGAUAUCAUCCCAGUAGUUGUAAUUGGCAUUAUUGGUGGAAUUUUGGGAAGCCUUUACAACUAUCUUAUGCACAAGAUCCUCAGACUCUACAGUCUCAUCAAUCAGAUGGGACGAAUGCAUAAGAUCCUUCUCAGUCUCACUGUCUCACUCUUCACCUCAGCGUGCCAAUAUGGUCUCCCUUUUCUAGUCGAAUGCCGGCCUUGCGAUCCCACCCUUUCAGCAACUGAAUGCCCCACCAAUGGACGGUCUGGCAACUUCAAGCAAUUUAAUUGCCCAAAUGGUUACUACAAUGACCUAGCCACUCUACUCCUUACAACAAAUGAUGACGCUGUCCGAAACAUCUUCUCCACAAACACUUCUACAGAAUAUCAAAUCCCCUCCCUCCUAAUCUUCUUUGCACUCUAUUGCAUCUUAGGAUUGUUUACCUUUGGAAUUGCUGUGCCGUCUGGACUUUUCCUCCCAAUCAUCCUCAUCGGCUCAGGUUAUGGCCGCCUGCUAGGAAUAGCCAUGGGGUCUUAUACAGAUAUUGACCAGGGGCUCUUUGCGGUACUUGGUGCAGCCUCGCUCAUGGCUGGCUCAAUGAGGAUGACUGUUUCACUUUGUGUAAUAUUCCUUGAACUCACCAACAACCUUCUCUUACUACCCAUAACAAUGAUUGUGCUCCUAAUUGCCAAAACUGUUGGAGACAGUUUCAAUCCCAGCAUCUAUGAGAUUAUACUAGACUUAAAAGGCCUGCCUUUCUUGGACGCACAUCCAGAACCAUGGAUGAGAAAUAUCACUGUUGGUGAGCUAGCUGAUGCCAAGCCCCCGGUCGUCACCCUCCAUGGAGUGGAAAAGGUGGCCCGUAUAGUGGAUGUCCUGAGAAAUACAACACACAAUGGCUUCCCUGUUGUAGAUGAUGGGGAGGUGCCACCAGUGGGACUAGCCACUGGGGCAACUGAACUACAUGGAAUAGUCCUAAGAGCUCACCUUCUUCAAGCUCUGAAGAAAAAAUGGUUCUUAAGAGAGAAAAGAAGAACAGAGGAGUGGGAAGUGAGAGAGAAAUUUACCUGGGUUGAUCUGGCUGGGAGGGAAGGAAAAAUUGAGGAGGUGGCAGUGACAAGGGAUGAAAUGGAGAUGUAUGUUGAUCUGCAUCCUCUCACCAAUACAACACCUUACACUGUGUUGGAGAGCAUGUCAGUGGCAAAGGCCAUGGUGCUUUUCAGGCAGGUGGGACUUCGCCAUUUGCUAAUUGUACCCAAGUAUCAAGCAGCCGGGGUGCCUCCAGUGGUUGGGAUUUUGACCCGGCAGGACUUGAGGCCCUACAACAUUUUGACAGCCAUUCCUCAUUUGGAGGUGAGUUCGAAGGGCAGAGAAAAGGGGAACUGAGUCUCUCAUAAUCA
Corylus avellana is the source of this 2536-nucleotide messenger RNA. RefSeq names its product chloride channel B (gene CLC-B). Gene Ontology annotation, biological process: chloride transport; transmembrane transport. Gene Ontology annotation, cellular component: plant-type vacuole membrane; intracellular membrane-bounded organelle. Lineage: Eukaryota; Viridiplantae; Streptophyta; Magnoliopsida; Fagales; Betulaceae. Gene Ontology annotation, molecular function: voltage-gated chloride channel activity; nitrate:proton symporter activity. The record is from RefSeq and is a predicted model, not a curated record.